Molecule: messenger RNA, 3740 nt
Organism: Gambusia affinis (western mosquitofish)
Lineage: Eukaryota; Metazoa; Chordata; Actinopteri; Cyprinodontiformes; Poeciliidae
Product: zinc metalloproteinase-disintegrin-like 2d
Exons: 22
Coding region: 100-2592 (830 amino acids)
Biological process (GO): proteolysis; positive regulation of membrane protein ectodomain proteolysis; inflammatory response
Molecular function (GO): metalloendopeptidase activity; cell adhesion molecule binding
Source: RefSeq, a predicted model, not a curated record
AACGGUUUCGGUAAAUGACUGCGGAGUCAUCCGCCUGAAGCGGCGGUGAUUCACGGCAGUUACCGAAGAGUAGAGAGGCUGUCUGCAGGCAGACGUCCAAUGUUAGUCGGGGAGAACAUGCUGUCUCUGUGCCUGAUCUGGGGUUUUGUCUUACACGGCUCGGGUCAGCUGUCUCACGUCCAGCAGUACGAAGUGGUCCGACCUCAGAGACGUCACGAGAGACGGACCAGGAGCCUUCAGGACCAUCAGCUUUAUCCUGACGCAGUUCAGUAUGACUUGACGAUUGGAGGCAGAAACCACUCAGUUCAUCUGGAAAAGAACAGGAAUCUUAUUGGUGAAAGCUACACUGAGACAUAUUAUUCAGAGGAUGGCAGAAGGGUGACAACAUCACCAAAUGAGGAACACUGCUUCUACCACGGACAUGUUCAAGGUGAGGCUGACUCCUCGGUCAGCGUGGGAAUCUGUUUGGGCAUCAGCGGCUUCCUGAGAGUCCGGCAGCAGGUUUACCUGAUCGAGCCUCUGGGACAGACUGCGGACGAAGAGCACGCGGUCUACAGACUGGAGCACCUGAAGACGCCCGGCCAGCCCGGCCAGCCCGGCGCUGGCUUCUCUUCUAAUACCUCCAAAUUGUUUGAUCGGGACCAGAACCAGGAGCCGAACCCUCAGCCAGAAGGCCUCUUCAGGUCCAGAUCAUGGAAAACAAAAUCACCACCAGGGCCUCAGAAGUUUGUGGAGUUGUACGUUGUGGUGGACAGCACUGAGUACAAACAUUAUCGAGACGACACCAGGUCGCGUAUUCUCGGCGUCGUGAAUCACAUUGAUAAGCUGUACCGCCUCGUCAACAUCCGCAUCGUCCUGGUGGGCUUGGAGAUUUGGCCCUACAAAGAUCUCGUCGUCGUGGACGGAAACCCAGACACGACUCUGGAGAACCUGAUGCUGUGGCGCCAGGCCGACCUCUUGAAGAGAGCAAAGCACGACAACGUCCAGCUUGUGACGGGCAAAGACUUUUCAGACGACACAGUCGGACUGGCUAAUAAGUUUGCCAUGUGCACCGUGAACUCUGGGGGAGUCAAUCAGGAUCACCAUGGUAACCCGCUCGGCCUCGCCUCUACCGUUGCUCAUGAGAUGGGGCAUAGCUUCGGCAUGUCCCACGAUGCUGCGGGGUGUGUGUGUGGCCCAGCUUACAGCAAAAACUGUGUAAUGACCGAAAAGCUCAAUGUUGGAGGCCAGGGCUUCCCAGACUUUUUCAGUGACUGUAGCAUCCAGCAACUCGCUCAGUUCAUGGAGAGAGCUCAGCCCAGCUGCCUGGACCCGCCAGGCCGCAUCAGCACCAUCGCAUUAGGCCCUCGCUGCGGUAACGGCCUGCUGGACGGCGGAGAGGAGUGUGACUGUGGUACAGCAGAGGAAUGCGUCAGUCCUUGCUGUGACGCCUCGACGUGUCGCCUGACUGAGGGAUCUCAAUGCGCUCACGGAGAAUGCUGUGAAAGCUGUCAGCUGAAAGCGUCUGGCAGCAUCUGCCGGAGAGCUGCCGGUGGAUGUGACCUCCCUGAAUACUGCAGCGGUGACUCAGCGGAUUGUCCUGGAGACAGCUUCGAGAUGAACGGCAAGCCUUGUUACAGCCAGGCGCCGGGCUACUGCUACGACGGCCAGUGUCCCACACGAGCGAAGCACUGUUGGAGGCUGUUUGGAGAAGGAGCCAGAGAGGGCCCCGAUUUUUGUUUCGACCUGAAUAAACGGGGUCAGGAAGGCGCCAACUGUGGGAGGGACGGACAGAGCUUCAUUAAGUGUUCCCCUCAGGACCGGAAGUGCGGGUCUAUGUUUUGUGUUGGAGGGGAGGAGCCAGUCACAGGUAAACACGCAGCCUUCAGCGUGUUGGGUGAGGCGUGUAGGGUUCUUGUUGAGGUCGAUAGAACCAGAAACUUGGACAUGGUGCCCAAUGGAACCACAUGUGGAGACAAUAAGGUUUGCCUCGGCAGCAAAUGUGUGGACGUCUCAGUUUUCGGCAAAAGAGAGGACUGUGCAAAGAAAUGUAACAACAACGGGGUGUGUAACCACAAGAAUGAAUGCCACUGUGAUCCUGGGUGGGCUCCGCCGCACUGUGACAUCAAAUAUGCGGAGAUACCUAAAGGUCAGACUGUGAUGACAGCUGGAGUGUGUGCAGGGAUCUCCACCCUGCUGGUGAUCGCUCUGGUGAUCGCAGGACUGAUGUGCUGCAGGAAGAACAACAUGCGGGACAGAUACAUGUAUAAAAGGAAAAAACAAUCAUCUCCUGGUAAACUGAACUCCUCCGUGUUCCAGGAAAAAGCCGUCAGAGACAGACCUCAGAUCAGCCAGCCCACUCUGGUGGGGUCCACUUCCUCUCGGGUCUGCCGUCCUCUGGUUGUUGCUGUGACUCCCUGCAGACCUUCUCCACAGCCUCCUCCCAAACCUUCUUCAGUUCCCUGCACCUCUGAGAGCGAGCCGAGUCAUGGAACCAAACCACGUCCUCCACCCGUACCUCCAGUCAAACCCUGCCCUCCUCCGGUUGCCAGAUUCAAGAAUCCUCCUCCUCCUCCGCCGCAGGCGAAGCCUCGCUUCAUCAGCCCUGCGUGACGUUCCGGUCAGUCUGAAGGGUUGAAAAUACACGCGGCCCACCGGCGGUGGAGAAGCUAAAGUUCAAAUAACUUUUAACAACUCAAGACUAGCAGUUGCACAGCUGCUAUGCAACUGUGAUGCUUUUACUCUGUUUGAAAAAACAAAAACUCUUUUCUACAUCUUUACAUCAAAUACCCACAUGCACUUUGAUUUUUUUUUGGUAUUUAUUUCACAUUCGUGUAGGUGUAAGAAAUGUAAUAAAGUUAUUUAUUUUUCCUUUAAGGUUCAUUUUUAUAAAUGCAUAUGGCCUUUUUUUACUUUUAUUCUGAAGGCCUCCUAUCCUUACUGCUUGUCUCUUUGGCUCAGAUGCAAACUUUAACUAUUACCUGCUUUUCUAACGUCUCUAAAUAACAGAGACUGAGGGCAGACGGGUCUCGUUGAAUAUUUUCUGCCCAAUAAAACUUCCAAAUAAAGGAGAUGCCUGAUCCACCUCCACUUUAAUGUGAAGGAGCAGUUCUGCUCCCCGGUCCUCCUGACCUCGUCUCUACGGCCGAGUCCACCGCUCUGCACAUUGGACCGGUCUUUAUUUGGACUCCUGCUCUUCUAACCUUGACCCAUAUCUCUUAACAGCAGGCGAGGGUCAGAACACAGACUGGUGAAUGACGCGCUGCUUUUUGAUUAAACUCUUAUUCACCUUGACCAACUUAGACAGCGCUAACCCGCCCGUUCAUUUCCGGCUCGUUUAAACGACUCCUCCGCUUGAGAUAAAGUCUGACUCAGAAGGUCUAAUUCUGAAGGAUUGGCUCCUUUUUUAAAAAAAAAAAAAAAAAAAAAGGUUCCAACUAAAAACAAUAGUUCUCCCCCAUCUUUCUUUUUUUUUACUUUCAUAAAUUGAUGUCCAGUCCACGUUUUCUACGUUUCGUACUUGAAAGGUUAUGAGUGGUACCUGUGUAUGGGAGGCUUUGCACGGCUCAGAUGAGCCUUGUAGCUUUCAUGUUUUGCUUCUCUGCGACUUUUGACUUGUAUUUAAACCACUGCUGUCUCCACGGCAACAGCCAGGGGACACGUGAAGUCAUUACGUUGCUACCAAAACACAAAAUAUGUUUAGUUUUUUUUCUUUGUAGUCUGUAAAAUAAAUGACAGAUUGAAUGUGAAAACCUUUUUUU